CGACUCUGAAAAAAAUAAUGACAUCCAAAAAUUAGACAGUAAACUCAAGAAAACUACAUCGAAAACUCAGCGAUUACUACAGUGUGAAGUUUGCGGUAAAUAUUUUGACCGGCCAUCGCUCUUGCGAAGACAUAUGAGGACACAUACAGGAGAGAAGCCACACAUCUGUGAUGUUUGUAAAAAAGGAUUUUCAACUUCAAGUUCUCUCAACACACACCGACGAAUACAUAGUGGUGAACGACCUCACCAAUGUUCUAUCUGCUCAAAAAGAUUCACAGCUAGUUCGAAUUUGUACUACCAUAAAAUGACGCAUAGUAAGGAAAAACCACACAAAUGUCAAACGUGUGGGAAAUCGUUUCCAACACCUGGAAAUUUGCGAGCUCACCAGUACUCUCACUCGGGACGCUGGCCGUUCACUUGCAAUAUCUGUGGGCGUGGGUUUGGAAAGCAAACCAACUUCCGGAAUCAUCAAGCUUUACAUGCCGGAUGAAGCCUAUCUUUUUAGAGGGAUACCAAUCAAUAGUUUUGCCAAUCAAAGUUUUCUGAGAAUUUUCUUGACUCAUUUGGGAAAAAUCACACAAAAUUGCAGGGAGAUAAUUUAAUCAGAUGCCCCUGAGGAAUAUAAAACAUGACAGGAAUUUUUUUCAAAUAUGUUUUAGAUACCUGUGCAUUUUUCACGUUAUAUAUUGAUAAACAUUACAGAUGUAAGAA
This is a messenger RNA of Bemisia tabaci, 711 nucleotides long. RefSeq lists its product as uncharacterized. Gene Ontology annotation, cellular component: nucleus. NCBI's taxonomy places the organism in Eukaryota, Metazoa, Arthropoda, Insecta, Hemiptera, Aleyrodidae. The record is from RefSeq and is a predicted model, not a curated record. Gene Ontology annotation, molecular function: DNA-binding transcription factor activity, RNA polymerase II-specific; RNA polymerase II transcription regulatory region sequence-specific DNA binding. Gene Ontology annotation, biological process: embryo development; regulation of transcription by RNA polymerase II.